Messenger RNA from Hydatigera taeniaeformis, 375 nucleotides. The record is from the annotation of a GenBank genome assembly. NCBI's taxonomy places the organism in Eukaryota, Metazoa, Platyhelminthes, Cestoda, Cyclophyllidea, Taeniidae.
UCAAUAGAAGGGAAGUUACACGGUUCAGUAAUCACCACCUCCGACUCGACACACACCACACAGCCGACAGCCUCAGGCAUCGCAUCGGAGAUGCCUCGAACGCUACCCAAGUUCAGGGCCACCAUCGAACCUCCGUCGCCUCCACUGCUGCAGUCAACACCUCUCCGCUCUGUUGAGGAAUUGGUCACGGCUCCACUUGACACGUCACUUUCAGUCCACCAGGAUGAUAGUUUCCUUAACUUUGCUGUCGCGGCUGAACAACAGGGCUCCACUGGAUUGGUAGGCCCAACACGUUGUCUUGUCGUUUUGGGAAAUUCUACUUCGAAAUUUUCUGAUGCGAAUGUAUCAGGCUGUUGGCGCUGCUUUCCCGCUUAA